AGAGACAGUAACGGUAAAGAAAGCUCCCAACGGUCAUAUUAUAAUUCAAAUUUGAACCAAAACGCAUAAACCCCAUACACCAGAACGUUUGCUCUCUUUCUCCAUUCUUCCAAACCCAAACAUAUUCUUUUAGCUAGAACCAAAAAGAUAAUAAUAGAAAAGCUUUUUCUUUUACUGUGUCUAUAGAACGACUCUAAAAAGCAUUGAUCUUUAUGGAGGAUAUGCAAUUGGACAAUUUCUACCAAAACCAAGAAACCCAUCUUCCAAAUUCUUCUAUUUCUAGGGUUUUUGAGUGGGAGAAAGAUGUGAAAUUCGAUCAAGAAUUCAAAGAUUCUGCAGUACUUGAAGAUUGGGAUUCUUUGGUUGAUUCUAUGCUUUGUGACUCCAAUUCAAGACUAAUCCCGUCUGGGUUUUCGAGAUCCAGUUGCACAGAUGAACUUGUGAUGUUUAUAAACGCCGGAAGCGAAGCAACAAUUGAAGCAGAUUUGGAGGUCAAAUUUUUGGGUGACACUAAUUUUGAAGGAGGAAAUGUUUUACGAACCGAUGAGCUAAUAAAUGAAGCUGGAGAUUACCAAUUCAUCUAUCAGUCUGCACGAUUUGGAAGCUUUUCUUAUCGAUUUGAUAAUCUUCCUCCUGGAAGCUACUUUGUUGAUCUUCAUUUUGUAGAGAUUAUAAACACAAAUGGUCCUAGAGGACUAAGGGUAUUUGAUGUAUUCAUUCAAGAAGAGAAGGUCUUAUCUGAAUUCGAUAUCUUUUCUGUCGUUGGCGCAAACAAGCCAUUGCAAUUGGUAGAUUCAAGGGUCUCAGUGAAGGAGGAUGGAGUAAUUUUAAUAAGAUUUGAAGGGAUUAUUGGAAGUCCAGUUGUCAGUGGACUUUGCAUAAGAAAAGCACCAGAAGUGUCAGUUCCUUGCCAGACCCAAGAUUAUCUAAAAUGCAACAAUUGUGCUACGGAGAUAGAAAUUUCUUCAGAUCAGAAGAAAAUCUUGCGAGCAAGAGCAACAGAUAAAUAUGAAAAAAGGAUACAAGAACUCAUCACUGAGUGCCAGCAUAAGUCAAAUGAAUGCCAUGAGGCUUGGAUGUCGCUGACUGCAGCAAAUGAACAGCUGGAGAAGGUUAGAAUGGAACUUGACAACAAGACCUUUCAGUCACGCUCUUUAGAUCAAACUGUGGGGAAACAAGCUGAGAAUCUCAGGAAUAUUACCAACAUGUAUGAACGUGAUAAGCAAUACUGGGCAGCAGCAGUUGAGAAUUUACAAAACAAAGUCAAGAUGAUGAAAGAAGAGCAUUCUCGGCUCUCCUAUGAGGCACAUGAAUGUGCUGAUUCAAUACCCGAGUUGAGUAAGAUGGUCACAGCAGUUCAGGCAUUGGUUGCACAAUGUGAGGAUCUUAAGGCAAAGUAUAGUGAAGAGCAAGCCAAGAGAAAGGAACUGUAUAACCAAAUUCAAGAGGCUAAAGGAAAUAUCAGAGUUUUCUGCCGAUGCCGCCCAUUGAGCAAGGCGGAGUCAUCAGCUGGAUGUACAACAGUUGUUGAUUUUGAUGCAGCAAAGGACGGAGAUCUUGGUAUAAUAACAGGUGGCUCGACCAGAAAGACUUUCAAAUUUGACCGGGUAUUCACGCCAAGAGAUAAUCAAGUUGAUGUGUUUGCGGAUGCCUCUCCGUUGGUGCUCUCAGUGCUAGAUGGGUACAAUGUUUGUAUAUUUGCAUAUGGUCAAACGGGGACAGGAAAGACAUUUACAAUGGAGGGCACUGAGCAGAGCAGGGGAGUCAAUUAUAGGACACUUGAGCAAUUAUUUAAAAUUGCUAAAGAAAGGAGUGAAACUUUUACAUACAGCAUAUCUGUUAGUGUGCUUGAAGUCUAUAAUGAGCAAAUCAGAGACUUGUUGGCUACAUCUCCAACAUCAAAGAAGCUGGAAAUAAAACAAUCUUCUGAAGGGUCCCAUCAUGUUCCGGGGAUUGUAGAAGCUAAAGUUGAUAACUUAAAGGAAGUCUGGAAUGUCCUGCAGGCUGGAAGUAAUGCUAGAGCUGUUGGAUCCAAUAAUGUCAAUGAACACAGCAGCCGAUCUCACUGUAUGCUAUGUGUAAUGGUAAAAGCAAAGAACUUGAUGAAUGGUGAAUGCACCAAGAGCAAGCUUUGGCUUGUGGAUCUGGCAGGGAGUGAGAGGCUGGCCAAAACUGAUGUGCAGGGGGAACGACUAAAGGAAGCUCAAAAUAUCAACAGAUCCCUUUCUGCUCUUGGGGAUGUUAUAUAUGCUUUAGCAACUAAAAGCAGCCACAUUCCAUACAGGAAUUCCAAGUUGACGCAUUUACUUCAAGAUUCAUUGGGAGGUGACUCCAAAACUUUGAUGUUUGUGCAAAUUAGCCCUACAGAACAGGACGUGAGUGAGACUCUGAGUUCACUAAAUUUUGCAACUCGAGUCCGAGGGAUUGAGUUUGGCCCUGCAAAAAGGCAAAUUGAUACAAGUGAGCUUCAAAAGAUGAAACUGUUGCUUGAUAAAGCAAGGCAGGAAUGUAAAUCUAAAGAGGAAUCACUGAGGAAGUUAGAAGAGAACCUACAGAACCUGGAAAACAAGGCCAGAGGCAAAGACCAGGUUUACAAAAACCAGCAAGAGAAGAUUAAAGAACUUGAAGGCCAGCUUGAGUUUAAGAGUACCUUGCAUAGCCAGUUGGGGAAGCAAAUCUCACAAUUAUCAGAUAGAUUGAAAGGAAAGGAAGAUAUCUGUAAUGGUCUCCUACAAAAGGUCAAGGAACUAGAUAACAAGCUCAGAGAGCGACAGCAAUCAGAUUCUACAGCUUUUCAACAGAAGGUUAAGGAACUUGAGAACAAGCUGAAGGAACAAGUGCAAGAGUCGGAGUCUUAUUCCUUCGCCCUUCAACACAAGAUUAAAGAACUCGAGAGAAAACUAAAGGAGCAGGAAAAUAACUCCGAGACUUUGUUACUUCAUCAAAAGCAGAUUAAGGAUCUUGAAGACAAGCUGAAUGAGCAAGAGAAACAAUUGCAGUGCAAGCAAUUACUUGAUCCUCAUGAUUUUCCUGGCAGUGUAAGGGCUACACCUACUGAACAAAAAACUUGCGUUAGAGAUGAUGGAUUCUUGAGCGACAUCGAGUCUCAUGUCCUAAGGAAUUCAAACUCAAUGAAGCGCCCAUUCAGUCAGGGUUCUACAUUGAUGAAAGAAAAUAAUAAUAACAAUAAUAAUACCCUUCAUGAUCAGACGCGAAAGAAAAGGCAAUCAGGAGAAACAGAGAACAACUUUAUGCAGGCUUCCUUCCAUGACAACAGAGUUAGGAAAUCCGACCCUCCAAAAAUAGGUAGAGUUAUGACCAGUAGAGCAGCAAGGCCAGCCUCAGUUGCUCAAGGACCCUUGACUCACAAGAGAGUUAUCAGAGAUCAGGGACAAGGAGGGUUCAGGGAGAGGGAUGCUAAGAAAAAGAUUUGGUGCUGAAUACUAUUACACAAUCAAUACCAGUCCAUUUCCUUUUCUUUUCGUUUCUUUUUAUUUCUUUUUCAUUAUUAUGUAUUUUACCUCAGAAGUAUAUAGUUCCUUGUGUGCUGCUUAUAGUGUGCAUGAAAUGAAAACUACAUUAUAUGUCCAUAAAAAUGAAAUUUAGUAAUUGCUUUA
Messenger RNA from Ricinus communis (castor bean), 3617 nucleotides. RefSeq names its product kinesin-like protein KIN-14R. NCBI's taxonomy places the organism in Eukaryota, Viridiplantae, Streptophyta, Magnoliopsida, Malpighiales, Euphorbiaceae. Gene Ontology annotation, molecular function: microtubule motor activity; ATP binding; microtubule binding. Gene Ontology annotation, biological process: microtubule-based movement. The coding region runs from base 213 to 3440 and encodes 1075 amino acids. The record is from RefSeq and is a predicted model, not a curated record. The transcript has 19 exons.